AUGGUUCAAGCCGAAUCUUCGUCAAGUGCUGCUCGCGCUGGCCUCAAGCCCGUCACAGCGGGGUCACCCCCUGAUUAUGAGCUGCCGUGGGUUGAAAAAUACCGCCCAGUCUUUCUCGAUGAUGUUGUCGGCAACACGGAGACUAUUGAACGACUGAAAAUUAUCGCGAAGGAUGGCAAUAUGCCACACGUCAUUAUCUCAGGCAUGCCUGGUAUCGGAAAGACCACAUCUAUUUUAUGCCUAGCACGUCAAUUACUAGGUGAUGCGUAUAAGGAAGCCGUGUUGGAAUUGAAUGCCAGUGAUGAGAGAGGUAUUGAUGUCGUUCGGAACCGAAUUAAAGGAUUUGCCCAAAAGAAAGUCACACUGCCACCUGGUCGUCAUAAGAUAAUUAUCCUUGAUGAAGCAGACAGUAUGACGCCAGGUGCUCAGCAGGCGUUGCGGCGCACCAUGGAGAUCUACUCUUCUACUACGCGAUUUGCCUUUGCAUGUAACCAAUCGAACAAAAUCAUAGAGCCCAUCCAGUCUCGAUGCGCCAUUCUCCGCUAUGCUCGGUUGACCGAUGGGCAGGUUGUCAAACGACUAAAACAGGUCUGCGAUGCCGAAAAGGUGGAACACACAGAAGACGGAAUUGCGGCCCUGGUGUUUAGCGCGGAAGGAGACAUGCGCCAGGCCAUUAACAAUUUGCAAAGUACAUGGUCAGGCUUCGGCUUUGUCAGCGGCGAUAAUGUCUUUCGAGUUGUCGACAGUCCCCAUCCUAUCAAAGUCCAAGCGAUGAUCAAGGCCUGCUGGGAAGGGAAAGUAGAUGCCGCCUUAGAAACACUAAACGAGCUAUGGGACUUGGGUUACUCUUCCCAUGACAUCAUUAGCACAAUGUUCCGAGUCACAAAGACGAUCCAGACAUUAUCGGAACAUUCUAAACUAGAGUUCAUCCGGGAAAUAGGCUUUACACAUAUGCGCAUCCUAGACGGUGUGCAGUCGUUGCUCCAAUUGAGCGGCUGUAUUGCGAAGCUUUGCAAGAUUAACAUGAAGCCUCAGCUGUUUGAAACCCCAAGAACGUGA
Messenger RNA from Aspergillus bombycis, 1059 nucleotides. RefSeq names its product replication factor C subunit 4. The transcript has 5 exons. NCBI's taxonomy places the organism in Eukaryota, Fungi, Ascomycota, Eurotiomycetes, Eurotiales, Aspergillaceae. Gene Ontology annotation, molecular function: ATP binding; DNA binding; ATP hydrolysis activity. Gene Ontology annotation, cellular component: Elg1 RFC-like complex; DNA replication factor C complex; Rad17 RFC-like complex. The coding region runs from base 1 to 1059 and encodes 352 amino acids. The record is from RefSeq and is a predicted model, not a curated record. Gene Ontology annotation, biological process: DNA repair; DNA-templated DNA replication.